AUGGAUUUCGAAUCAAAUUACGAUAUUGCCGCCACUGCCGAAUUCAUUCGCACUCACAAAUUCACCAGAGUUGCUUUACAAUUUCCUGAUGAUCUUCUAAAGGAUUCAACAAGACUUGUCCGUGUUCUGCGAAAGAAGCUUCAUUCGUUGCGAGAAUCGGAUGCUACAGACAUUGGAUUGUAUGUCAUGGCUGAUACAGCCUAUGGCAGUUGCUGUGUUGAUGAAGUUGGAGCAUCACACAUUAAUGCUGACUGUGUCCUACAUUAUGGACAUACGUGUUUUAGCCCGACAACUAGUCUACCGGCUUUUUUUGUUUUUGGUAAGGCUUCCAUUGGCAUAGCUGAUUGUGUUGAAAGUGUGGCACAGUAUGCGCUGGAAAAUAACAAGCCUAUCAUGGUUCUUUUUGGGCUGGAGUAUGCACAUUCAAUACAACAGAUUAGAACAGCGCUGUUAGAAUCAUCAACAUCUUGCAGAUCUGACAUAAGCUUUGCUGAUGUUCCAUCUCCAUAUAUGUUUCCAUCAAAAGAUACUAAGAAAUUAAAUGGGCACCAAGAAGCAGUUUGUGGUUGCAGUGAUGAUUCCGAUUCUGGUGGGGCGAGUGGAACUAUAUUUAGUAUUGGAGGCUUGACUUGGAAAUUACCUGAGGGACAAAGCAUGGAAGACUACUCGCUCUUUUGGAUUGGACAUGAUAAUGCUGCUUUUGCAAAUGUUGUGCUCACAUUCAAUGCCUGUGAAAUAGUCAGGUAUGAUGCAACUAAAAAUCAAAUGGUGACAGACUUGUCACAACAGAGGAGGAUUCUUAAACGUAGAUAUUACCUGGUGGAGAAGGCUAAGGAUGCUAAUAUUGUUGGAAUUUUGGUUGGAACACUUGGAGUUGCUGGUUAUCUGCACGUGAUUAAUCAGAUGAUGGAGCUAAUUACUUCGGCAGGCAAAAAGGCCUACACUUUGGUUAUGGGAAAACCAAACCCAGCUAAACUUGCUAACUUUCCUGAGUGUGAUGUUUUCCUAUAUGUCUCUUGUGCCCAAACUGCUUUACUGGAUAGCAAAGAGUAUCUAGCUCCAGUUAUUACUCCCUUUGAAGCAACGAUUGCUUUCAACAGGGGAAGCCAAUGGACAGGUGCCUAUGUAAUGGGAUUUGGAGAUUUAAUUAAUCUUCCUCAAGUACAGGAUGGAAACGAGGAAGAAGCACGGUUUUCAUUCUUAAAGGGUGGAUAUGUUCAAGAUUUUGAAAAUCAAGAAAAUGUUGAAGGCGAACAAGAAGAUCUUGCUUUAGCAAAUGCAACUGAGAAGGCACUGCAGUUGCGGGACAACUGUAACAUCCUAAUAAAAGGGGACGCUAAAUCAGGAGCAGAAUUUUUCGCAAAUCGAACUUAUCAAGGUCUGAGUAUACCCGACGAGAACACCACCCCACAGCCAUUUGUCAUAGGAAGGAAAGGAAGGGCAGCUGGAUACGAGGAUGAGAAUAACAAACAUUGA
Molecule: messenger RNA, 1476 nt
Organism: Vicia faba (fava bean)
Lineage: Eukaryota; Viridiplantae; Streptophyta; Magnoliopsida; Fabales; Fabaceae
Source: the annotation of a GenBank genome assembly